This is a messenger RNA of Eucalyptus grandis, 2337 nucleotides long. Its product is annotated as G-type lectin S-receptor-like serine/threonine-protein kinase LECRK4. The transcript has a single exon. Gene Ontology annotation, molecular function: protein serine/threonine kinase activity; ATP binding. The record is from RefSeq and is a predicted model, not a curated record. Bases 1 to 2337 code for a protein of 778 amino acids. Gene Ontology annotation, biological process: protein phosphorylation. Lineage: Eukaryota; Viridiplantae; Streptophyta; Magnoliopsida; Myrtales; Myrtaceae.
AUGGCUGUCGGUGCCCAACAAAUGACCUCUAAUACCUCCCCCGAAAGGAUACCUGUUGAUUCUUCACUUUCUCCGGGAACUAACCAGACUUCAUGGCUUUCGCCUUCUGGUCUCUUUGCCUUUGGGUUUUAUCAGGAAGGCGGCAAAUAUGCCGUGGGAAUCUGGCUUGUUGGUAAUCCAAAUAAAACUGUCAUUUGGACAGCCAAUCGAGAUGAUCCUCUUGUCGAUUCUAGUUCUUCUAUUGAGUUCACCCCCUAUACACUCAUUGUUCGAACCUAUCAGGGAGGAAAAGCCAAGUCGAUCAUUUCAUGGCAAAAGCCGGCAGACUCAGCCUCGAUGCUUGAUUCUGGUAAUUUUGUCAUUUACAAUUUCCCGUAUGAUCCGUCUAAUGUAAAUUGGCAAAGCUUUGAUUCCCCAACGGACACCCUUGUAAUUGAUCAACAUCUGUUAAAUUAUAAGGAAUUGGUUUCAAGCAAAUCCCCAGUAGACCACUCGAGCGGGCGAUUUCAUGUUGUAAUGCAGGGUGAUAGCAACCUCGUUGCAUACGGCGUUAAUUCCACUAAUGUUGAUACCGAUGCAUAUUGGUCCACCAAUACCCAAGAAAAAAUCAAUGCCACAUACACAUUGCUCCAGGAUAGAGUAGCCUUGUUCUUUGUGGGUGGGCUUGUAACGCUUCAAGCUAAUAGCUCAGAUCCAGAUCAGAAGAGCAUUCUACUUUACCGAGCAACGCUGGAUUAUGAUGGAAAUUUUAGGCUCUAUUUGCACAGUUUCAUUAAUGGUGAUGCCUUGAACUCAAAUGUGUCGGUAAAGUGGUUGGCACAGAAUUCCUCAUGUGAUAUAAAAGGUUUUUGCGGAUUAAACAGCUUCUGCAAAGUCACAGACGAAAAGGCAGGGUGUCAUUGCUUCCCAGGGUUUGAUUUUGUGGAUGAAAGUCAUGAUUUCCUCGGCUGUUACAGGAGGUCUAACUACGAACAACUCUGCAGGGCUGAAGAAUCUGCCUUGUCUUUUAGUAUUGUCCAAAUGAACAGUACUACGAUGGGGGGCCAUCCUUAUUCUGUGAUACCACUUUCCCUUGAAGAAUGCAGCAGGUCUUGUUCAGACGACUGCCAUUGUGAAGCUGCUCUGCACGUCAAUGAUAUCUGUGAGAAAAACAAGCUUCCCAUCAUGUAUGCAGCUAAAACUCCAGAUAAUUCUUCCACAGUUUUGAUCAAGAAAUUAAUGCCUGCCCCUCCUGGAAAACCAGAGGAGCCCAAUCAACAUGUGACCAAGGGAAAGAAGAUGCUUAUUUUGCUCUUAUCAAUCAGCUUGGGUUCCUUUGCAGUUCUGUGUUGCCUGAUAGCAGUCUUCAGCUUCUUGAUGUAUCAUCACCAAGUUCGUAAGUAUGAAAGGCUGGCAAAAGUUCCUACUUUGGGUCCAGCGCAAGAGUUUAGCCUGCAAUCUUUUUCAUAUAACGAGCUUGAGAAAGCCACUGCUGGGUUCAGGGAAAAGCUUCACAAGGGCUCCCUAUGGACGGUGUACAAAGGGGCUAUAUCUGACGGUAAAAGGCCUGUAGCAGUGAAGAGGCUAGAAAGAGAAGUGGAAGAAGGAGAACAGGAGUUUCGAGCAGAAAUGACUACAGUUGGACGUACUCAUCACAAAAGCUUAGUUCGGCUGCUCGGGUUUUGCAAGGAAAACUCUAGGAAAAUUCUUGUCUAUGAAUACCUGAAAAAUGGAUCCCUGGCGAAUCUUCUGUUCAAUGUUGAAAACCAGCUGGCCUGGAGAGAGAGAGUGAGAAUUGCAUUGGAAGUUGCAAGAGGAAUCCUGUAUCUACAUGAAGAAUGUGAUCUUCAAAUAAUUCAUGGUGCUAUUUCGACUCGAAAUAUUCUAAUCGAUGAAUCAUGGACGGCAAAGAUCUCAGAUUUCAGGUUAGCAAAGGUUUUAAUGCCAAAUCAAACAGGAAUCCUCUAUAACAUCAAAGGUAAGAGAACAUGUGUGGCACCUGAACAGCACAAGCAUGCCUUAUUGUCCACAAAGGUUGAUAUUUAUAGCUUUGGAGUUGUGCUAUUGGAAACCGUGUGCUGCCGAAGCAACAUCGUGGUUGAUGCUCCAACGGCAGAUGAAGUGCUUCUUUCCACGUGGGUGCAAAAGUGUUAUGUUGCCGGAGAGUUGAAAAAACUUAUUAUGGAUGAUGCACAAGUGGACAUGAAAAGCCUGGAAAAGAUGGUGAAAGUGGGACUGCUUUGCACUCAAGAUGAUCCAAGUCUUCGCCCUUCAAUCAAAGAUGUAAUAUUGAUGUUGGAAGGCACCAAGGAUACGCCGGACCCCCCCUUCAUAACAAUGUCCUCAGUUUGCUUUUAG